This is a messenger RNA of Clunio marinus, 1269 nucleotides long. Lineage: Eukaryota; Metazoa; Arthropoda; Insecta; Diptera; Chironomidae. The record is from the annotation of a GenBank genome assembly.
AUGGAGAACUUCGACUUUUUAUUACCAUUGAAAGUUCCUUUCCAACUAUUGAAAAUCUUUGGCUUUUGGUUUGAUGAGAAUGCAUCAAAAAGCUAUAAAAUGUACGGGAUUUUGUUGCAUGUAAUUCUAGCCGAUCUCUUUGUCAUUGGGCAAUUUGUUGAAUUUUUUCGUGUUGAUGGUUUAUUCGUAAAAACGUUGAUUAUAGCAGUUUCAUUCACUUUCCUUGGAGCUUCAAUUAAAACUAAAAAUGUAAUGAUCGUUUCAAAAAAAAUUGUUGAAAUUAUAGCUGACCUUAAAGAAAUAAUUGCCUUGCUGGAUAGCAAUGUCAGUGACUUGAGAAUUUUGAAAGGGAAAUCUCGUCAAGUUACAAAAUUUUUCUGGGUUUAUUGGAUCAUGUGCUUAAUUGUCAUAUCAUGGGGAAGUUUCAUUCCUUGGAUUAAUUACUUUCAAAAUCCUGAACCGCCUUACAAGCUUUUAUAUCCAACAUGGUCACCAUUUAAUCACGAACAAAAUAUCUUCGGAUUCGUCAUCGUUUCCUUUUAUGAGUCAUUAACUUCGGGAGUUUUUUGUGGCGUAGUUGUUGCUGAAGAUAUAUUUCCGGUGUACUUUUUCAACAUCAUCAGUGGAAUGCUACAAGAACUCAAUGAAAGAAUUUCUUACAUAACAAAGAAGCGUGAAAAUUCAGGAAAUGGCGAGAGUACUGGCAAGAGAACAAAACAUGACGAACAUUUUAUGGAGCUUUUAAGAUGCGUCGAAAUUCAUCACAGAAUUAAAAAAGUUAUUCAGAAAGUUGAAAACAUUUUCAGUGCUAUGAUUGUUAUUCAAGGUAUCAUGAGCGUCAUCCUCAUCUGUACGAUCGCGUUCACAUUAUCCAAAAUGUCGAUAAUGUCGGAACCUUCACUAUUCAUUUUUAUGUUCACUUACAUGGUUCCAAUGAUCUUGGAGAUAUUUCUGCCAUGUUAUUUUGGAAACGAAGUUUCAUUGGCGUCUCAAAAAUUUUCAACGACUCUUUUUCACAUUGAUUGGAUUGAGGAAGACAAAAAUUUUAAAUCGGCAAUGAAAAUGGUCUUGGAAAACACAAAAACUCCAAUAAAAAUUGCAGCAGCUCAAGGAGUUUUUCCUGUGAAUUUGUGGACCUUUUUAAGAAUUAUUAACUCUGCUUUUUCAGUUUAUGCUGUUUUGCAAAGUAUGAAAGGAAUAUCAACCACGACUGCAAGUCAUUCUAUUCAUCAGAACAUGAGAAACUCUGAAAGUUUAAAAUUUCAAUAA